AUGGUUCGGUCUUUAAUCCAUCUUCCAGACGAGAUUUUGAAUUCUAUUUUAUGUUAUUCCUCCCCCCAUACUUGCGUCGCCGUUGAGGAAACCAACACCCGAUUUCGAAACGUAACGAAUGAACCAUUACUAUGGCGUCACCAUUGUGAGUCGCAUUACAAGUUUUGGGACGGACGACAUGAGUUGCCUCGAAGACUCGUUUCCCCAGUGCACUUGACCGAUUGGAAGGCGCUCUUUGUAUUCAAGUAUCAGGUCGACCGAUCCGUCACUCGGCUUCUCGAUAGUAUACUUGGUAGUCAGACGGGCCGCAUCGAGAAGUUUCGUCGUGUUAUCAAUCUGGGAAACGAUGCAAAAGAUACUCUUUUGCGCCAUAGCCUAGUAGAGUCCGGGGAUGAUCAUUUGGCUAGAAGGUGGGCUACUGAUUCUAUGCAAAUUGGCAUCUUGUACUAUGCCCGCGCGCUCUUGACUUGCUUGCACCGAAGCAUUGCCAUACCAGAAUGGGUGAAACUGAGGCACGGAGAACCUGUUUCCCUCGACCGAGCCUUGGGUUGCUUUGAUCUCUUUAUAACUGAAACUGGGACUGGGGGUUUGGAUGAAAUUCGAGAAGCUCUCAAUGUGGUUCUCGAACGCUUUGUGAGGUCUCAUCCUGAUCUCCAACUCUCCACCCCUCGUGAGAAGGCACUGGCUAUAGCAUCCUGGCUAGAGGCAAAUGAUCUCACGGGAAUCGAUCCGGAGCGAGAAUAUCAUGCUUUGGAGCAUAAUUUUCUAGGGCUGGCUCUAAGGAGCCCAGGGCAUAACUCUCUCCCACUGGUGUCUGCUGCGAUAUACUGCUUUGUCGCGCAGGGUAUCAGCCUUGACGCCCAUCCUUGUGGGUUCCCAUUCCAUGUGCAUGUGAUUGUCAGACCAGAGCCCGGUUCAGACAUCGACGGCAAUGUGUUGUCGGGGAUGGAGCCAGGCGAGCCCCUUUACUUGGAUCCGUUUCGGGGCGCGAGGGAGACUCCCAUUUCUACCCUGCGCAGCCAAUUGACAUUCUUAGGAAUGUCUGACGCUGACCAAGACACAACCUUGGGCGAAGCUUUGACUUCGGGCGUUGUUCUGCGCUGUGGUAGGAACAUAUUGAACUCAAUUCGCGCCGAAUCCCAAGUCCCCAACCUACAUACCAAUUCCAUAGAUGUCGUCAGCGCAAAGUAUGCAGCACUUUGGUCUGUGAUGCUUCUAUCCAUUGACUCAAGGCCCACGGAUCUACGUCGUCAGUUGCCAUGGCUCAUGGAAAUGUUCGCUGCAGACUUCCCUUUCGAUCUAUUUCUAAUCGAGCAGCAUAUUGCUCCUCUAUUUCACGGGUUGUUUGAGCACGAGCACAUUCUAGAGAGUCUUCAUGUGAUGAGAGCUGCAGAUGAGAUUCCGAAGCAGGUUCGGAGGCGAGGCGAUGGCAGUGGUAACAUACGAUACAUGGUGGGCCAGGUUUUCCGCCAUCGUCGUUAUCAUUACGAGGCUAUUAUUACCGGCUGGGACUCAGAAUGCGGCGCCGGUGAACAGUGGAUGAGGAGAAUGGGCAUCGAUAGGCUGGAAGCGGGCAGGAACCAAAGCUUCUAUCAUGUGCUGGUGGCGGAUCGGAGUGUCCGAUACGUGGCUGAGGAAAAUAUUGAGGUGAUUCGGUCUGACUUUACGGAAUUGCCUGAUAGCCUGAUUUCUAUCGCUGGUAAACAUUUUAAACGGUGGGAUCCGAACAGAAGGUUGUUUGUGAGUAAUAUGAAGGAUGAAUACCCAGAUGACUAG
Molecule: messenger RNA, 1776 nt
Organism: Penicillium bovifimosum
Lineage: Eukaryota; Fungi; Ascomycota; Eurotiomycetes; Eurotiales; Aspergillaceae
Exons: 4
Coding region: 1-1776 (591 amino acids)
Molecular function (GO): DNA binding; protein binding
Source: RefSeq, a predicted model, not a curated record